CUCUCCAGGGUGGUGUCGAAUUACAGGGAAAGAAAGCCAGCUUGGCGGGGCGGGGGGUGGCUGGGAUCGGUUUCUCCAGCUGAUCUGCGGCCGCCUAUUCCUUCUUUCGGCAAGUAGAAUGGAGAAACCCCCAGGCUGCCGAGAGGAGGAAGAAAGGGACUCCUAAGAAGACGCCGCAAGUUGCACCGCCGGCCGCUCGGCCCCUGGUUGCACGCCGGCUGGCUCAGGACAUGCGGCUGCAAGGCCCGCCACAAGAAGCCGAGGAGACGUGGAUGCCGCGCUGUAAAUAUGCCACGCAGGCAAGGAGCAACAGGCGACUUCUAGAUCGACAUGCGGGCGAGCUCCAGGGCGAGGGGGCUCCGCGUGCCGCUCCUUUCGCCGCCUCAGUAGGUAAGGAGGCCCAGAGGGGGCCGGAGGAAGAGCUUUUCAGAGGACGGACAAACUUUCUCCGAAAUGAAUAAAAUCCGGAAGGUUUGCCGAGGCAGCGGGAGAGUCCUGGCUUUGAUCUUCGCAGCCUCUGUCGUUUGGCUGCUCUUUGACAUGGCAGCCCUCAAGUUCUCCUUCGGCGAGAGCAACACCAAAGUGCUGCAAGAGGAGACGGGCAGGAAGGAAAGGGCGCGAGGGCCAGUUCGGCGCAACCCCGAGAAUAGCCUGGGGAGGUGGUCCAGAGAGGGGCCCGAGGCUUCCCCGCCGUUCCCAGGACAAGGCGGGAGGCCCUCUAGGAACAGCGAGGAUGCUGGCUGGGGCGCGGAGGGGAGAGGGCAGCGAUUAUCCCUCGGCACCACCCCGGCCGAAGCAGCGCCCGGGAAAAUACCCGGCCUGCGGGGGAGACUCCCACUGAAACGGCGGCGGCCCUCCGCUCAGCCCGUCUCCCAUCCCCCGGGGAAGAAAGUCAGUGGGGCAGGAGCCACCAGCGAGCCCCGGCAGACAACGCCAGCUCUGGCCGGGCGGGACGGGGACCCCCACUCGGCAGCUGCUGGAGGGCGAGCGCCUGUCAACCUAACUCUUUCAAACCGAGUCCCCCAGAAAGCGCCUGCUCAGAAGACCGCGGGAAGAGCGGAGGUCUUCCUGCACGUUGAAUUUACAGAGAAAGGGGCUUUGGCUGGGUUGACAGGAGGUGUGCCCACUGGAAGCAAGCCUGAGGAAUGGCAGGGCAGCCCCCCUUUUCCGAGAGCAAACAGGACUGGAGGGAGCGUAAGAAUCGUCGGGGUUUCCGAGGUCUUGGGAAGGUGGGGUUUACCUGCUGGCAAGCUGCAUACCUCAACAGCAGAGAAGAAGGAAGUCUUUCUGAAUAAAAUAGCUCUAGGAAACCUGCCAAGCAGGGAGGAUGCAAAAAUAGAUCCUGCAAAGGAUGCUCUUUCAGAAAACCAACAGGUCUUUAUGACCAAGGAACAGGUCCAGGGAGUCUUUCCAACAAUUCAGCAUCUCCAAGCCAGCACCAAAGGGUUUAGGUUGAUGGGAAAGAAUACACGACUGGCUGGUGAGAAAAGCAGCAAUAAGCUGAAAGCUGUGAAUGCAGCCCAAAUAGAUGGUCUAAUUAAAGCCAUGACCACGGAAGGUAUCCUUGCCAGAAGAGGAGAACUGGGGAAGGUUGACAGAGGCCAUUUAGCAGGUAAAGAGCAAUUGCACAAACAUAAUCAGAGUAAUACAGAUUUCACAGAAAAUACUAGGCUGCACAAAGUGUUAACAAUUGAUAGGACCCUUGCCCCAAGAGACCCCAGAGCACCUGGUCAAUUUGGGCGCCCUGCUGAGGUCCCAGGUGAGAAGGAAGAAGAAGCCAAAAGAAGAUGGACUGAAGGGAAUUUCAAUGUCUACCUCAGUGACUUAAUCCCAGUUGAUCGCGCCAUUGAUGACACAAGGCCUGCAGGAUGUUCAGAUCUUCUUGUCCACAAUGACCUUCCAACCACUAGCAUUAUCAUGUGCUUUGUUGAUGAAGUGUGGUCCACUCUCCUACGUUCUGUCCAUAGUAUCCUCAACCGGUCCCCCCCUCAGUUGAUUAAAGAAGUUAUUUUGGUAGAUGAUUUUAGCACAAGGGCUUACCUCAAGGACAAAUUAGACAAAUACAUGGCACCGUUUCCAAAGGUCCGUAUUCUUCAUCUAAAAAAAAGGCAUGGUUUAAUACGAGCAAGACUAGCUGGAGCAGAGAUUGCCAAAGGUGACGUCCUGACAUUCUUAGAUUCUCAUGUGGAAUGCAACGUGGGGUGGCUGGAGCCGCUCCUGGACAGAAUUCAUUUAAAUAGAAAGAAAGUUGCUUGCCCUGUUAUUGAAGUGAUCAGUGACAAAGAUAUGAGUUACAUGACUGUGGAUAGUUUUCAGCGUGGUGUUUUCACAUGGCCAAUGAAUUUUGGGUGGAAGCCAAUUCCUUCAGAUGUCAUUGAAAAAAAUAAGAUUAAGGAAACUGAUAUAAUUAGGUGUCCUGUGAUGGCAGGUGGGUUAUUUUCUAUUGAUAAGAAGUAUUUUUUUGAGCUUGGGACAUAUGAUCCUGGCCUUGAUGUUUGGGGAGGUGAAAAUAUGGAGAUCUCAUUCAAGGUUUGGAUGUGUGGAGGAGAAAUUGAGAUUAUCCCGUGUUCCAGAGUAGGUCAUAUUUUUAGGAAUGAUAACCCAUACUCCUUCCCUAAAGAUCGCCUCACUACAGUAGAGCGGAAUUUGGCCCGUGUUGCAGAGGUUUGGCUGGAUGAAUACAAAGAUCUUUUCUAUGGACAUGGUUACCACCUCAUUCAAAAAAACUUGGAAAUUGGAGAUUUGACUCAGCAGAAGAAACUGAGGGAGCAGCUUCAGUGCAAAAACUUCAAGUGGUAUUUGGAAAACGUGUAUCCUGAUUUGGAGGCCCCUCUCGUUAAAGCUAAUGGGCUGAUUAUUAAUAUAGCAUUGGAUAAGUGCAUCACUGUGAAUCAGUCUAGUCUUACCUUUGAAACAUGUGAUGUUAAUAACAAGAACCAAAAGUUCAACUACACUUGGCUGAGGCUGAUCCAGCAUGAAGACUCCUGCAUGGCACUUAUUGAUGCUGAAGGGACCCUGGGUCUGCACCCUUGCGAUAAAAGAAACAAUAGCCAGAAAUGGUUGCAUAAAUCACUGGUAGCUUUUCACCCAGAACUCAUGGAUUACCUUGUUUUAGAACACCUUCCAAGGGCCACAUGUUUGGAAGCAGAUCAAUCUCAGAAAGCCCUGAGGGCUAACAUUUGUUUUUCCAACAAUAUUAAUCAGAAGUGGCGAUUUGAAAAUUACUAUGCUGACUGAAGCAGAAGAUGAGCGAGCUACAUGUAGGAGCUGCUUUGUAAGCUGGCGAGUUCAAGAAUGACAACUCUAAAAACAGGAAGUUCAAAACCAGCAAUAUUGCUUGAAACCACAAUUUAAAAGCAGUAUAUGGGGAAAUCAACAGAUGGAGAAAGAGCACAGCUGGUUUAGCGUGGCAUCAUUCCAACCAACCCAGUACCUCAAAGGAGGCUGGGCAGAAAUCUGGCAGGAAAAGAAGAGUUCAGCAAAAAGGAAGUACUUUGAGUAUCCUUUCCCAUGGCAGAAAGUAAACUUAACAACAGAA
Messenger RNA from Candoia aspera, 3538 nucleotides. RefSeq names its product polypeptide N-acetylgalactosaminyltransferase 5 (gene GALNT5). The coding region runs from base 454 to 3237 and encodes 927 amino acids. NCBI's taxonomy places the organism in Eukaryota, Metazoa, Chordata, Lepidosauria, Squamata, Candoiidae. The record is from RefSeq and is a predicted model, not a curated record. Gene Ontology annotation, cellular component: Golgi apparatus. Gene Ontology annotation, biological process: protein O-linked glycosylation. Gene Ontology annotation, molecular function: polypeptide N-acetylgalactosaminyltransferase activity. The transcript has 10 exons.